AGUCCGCUUCCAUGCUAUGUACGUUGAGUUAUCGGUUUAUCAGUUUGUUGUGAACAACCAGUGGUGUAGCUGAAGAUUGGCCCCCCGCGACAAUUUUUGUGGGUCCUCGUAUUGUAAACAUAACGACAACUAUAACGACAAUAUUGUAUGUUCCGAAAGAAUUUUUUGUACCUUUUUGAAAGUAUCCUCAGUUGUUAAGAAUACAUAAUGUACAAGUUCAGUCGUCUGACUGUCAUACGUAAUGUACAAUACACAGGUUCAGUCGUCUGACAACUUUUGAAUUGAGUAGUGCUACGCUUUUAAAUUUCUCAAACGAAAAGUGAUUUCUUGAGUGUGCAUUACAACAAACUGUGUUUUUUAAAGAUUGUCAACGAGGCGAGAGAGUUAUUGACGAAUAUCAGCACAGCAGCCGUAUGAAUGCAGUUUUAGUCUACUCUGAACCAAAAUGGGAAUAAUAUUCAGUGCGAAAUGUACAUCUACCAAUAGGCUCGAUGGAAAAACAGCUAUUAUAACAGGAGCUAAUACUGGAAUAGGUAAAGAAACUGCCAAGGAUUUUUACGAGAGAGGUGCCAAAGUGAUACUAGCAUGUCGAAAUUUGGAAAAAGCCAAAGCAGCAGUAGCUGAUAUCCAAAAACAAUGUACAGUUAAAUCAAAUCUAGGCGAACUCAAAGUUGUAGAAUUAGAUUUAUGUAGUUUAGAAUCUGUUCGUAAGUGUGCAAAGGAGUUAUUAGAAUCAGAAGAACGAAUUAACUUAUUAAUCAAUAAUGCGGGGGUGAUGAUGUGUCCGUAUAGCAAAACUAAGGAUGGUUUUGAGACGCAAUUUGGUACCAACCAUUUGGCACAUUUUCUUUUUACUUUACUAUUAUUACCAAAAAUAUGCAAAAGCAUGCCAGCUAGAAUAGUUAAUGUAUCGUCUAUAGCACAUACAGCACCUUUUGGACCUAUGGACUUCACGGAUUUAAACUUUGAGAAAAGAAAAUAUAACCCUGUUCAUGCUUAUCAACAAAGUAAACUAGCAAAUAUUCUUUUUACCAAGGAAUUAGCCAGGAGACUGACAGAAAAGGACAUAACUGAUGUCCAUGUCUACUCCUUACAUCCCGGAGUUAUACGUACCGAACUUGGCCGACACUAUGAUUCCAUGUUUCCAGGACUAACCUGGGUGUACGACAAUAUCUUCGGACUUUUUAUUAAAACUCCAACUCAGGGUGCGCAAACACAAAUAUACUGCGCAGUAGACGACAAUUGCGCGAGUGAAACAGGACUGUACUAUGCGGAGUGCGCUGUAACGUCGUGUUCAAGGGAAGCGGAGAAUGCCGAAACUGCUCGAAAACUGUGGGACAUUAGCAUGGAACUUGUAGGACUUGAUAAAAAUGACGACAUAUUUAAAAUUGUUUAAUUGUAAACAAACACUUUUUUUUGUUUAAUUGUAUCUGUAAUUUAACCAUUUUGUGAUCAUCAUCAUUUUCAUCAUCAUCAACAGCUCUUGCUUCCCUUAGGUGUGUCCAUUCAUUUCUGUUUGCUGUUUUUUUGCAUCCAUCCGUGGCCAGACAUUCGCUUGAUGUCAUCAGUCCAUCUUUUUUGAGGUCUGCCUUUACUUCUUUUGCUUGCACUUGGUCGCCAUUCAAGAAUUCGCUUUCUACAACGGCUGUCUUCCAUUCUUCCUGUGCCCUGCCCAAUUCCAUUUUAACAUCGCAGUCUUUUGGAUCACAUCUGUUACUUUUAAUCAUCUUCUUAUCUUUUUAUUGGAUUUGCGAUCACUGAGCUUAAUAUUGAGCAUUCUCCGUUUCAUAGCUCUCUGAGUCACUUGAAGUUUGUGGACUACGCUGUUGUUAAAAGCCCAUGUUUCAGUUCCAUAUGUUACAAUCGACAAUACGUACUGAUCGAAGGUUUUUGCCUUGAUUGCCUUGAUUUUAUGAUAACUUUAUUUUAUGAUCCUUUUUAAAAAUUACUUAAUUUCUUACUGACACUGUAUUGUCAAUUUUAUCUCUGAGCAGGUUCUCUGGGUCUCUGGUAUGUGUACGUGAUUUAUGGAGUCCAAAUUUAGGCAACUCUUUUUCUUUUUAAGGCAUGUUUUUCCGUCGAAGACAGUGCCGGCGCUAGGGUAUAAGGUGCCCGCCUGCAAAACUAGCACUGGCGCCCCCCCCCCCACACACACAUACACACAGAUACUCAUACAACCCCAGUCUCAGGGAGAUUAUGUAUGUUCUAAUGGAACAGUGAAGUGAGACUGCGUAACCUAGUGGUACCUAUCUGACCGCCCAUAACCUGGAGUGGUAUCUAUCUGACCCUCAAGCUAUACCACCACCCCUCCCCAUCGCAGUAAAUAACGAAUGAAAAGGCUUUGUACUGAACGUUACCUUGGGUCCUUAGAUGUCCUGGGUAAUAGGACAUCCUGUGAAUUACCUUAUGUGGUUAUACCACCUGAUUUUAGAGGUAGAUAGAAGAGCUUUUCCCCGAUUAAUGGCUUGAUUUUGGACUUCUCUUCUAAGAAUGUGUGUUCCGGACAACGAGGCACCGACUAAAGUCGGUGUACCGCUAUCCGCAAAUAUCUACGGAAAAUAAAGUUUGGUUACAGUUUUAUUGGGCCCAUCAUCUGACAAAACAACUUCACUUUAACUUUUUUAAGAAAUUUGCUAAGAGAACUAAAA
This is a messenger RNA of Diabrotica virgifera virgifera (western corn rootworm), 2648 nucleotides long. Its product is annotated as retinol dehydrogenase 11-like. Bases 446 to 1396 code for a protein of 316 amino acids. The record is from RefSeq and is a predicted model, not a curated record. The transcript has 5 exons. Lineage: Eukaryota; Metazoa; Arthropoda; Insecta; Coleoptera; Chrysomelidae.